Molecule: messenger RNA, 5320 nt
Organism: Anolis carolinensis (green anole)
Lineage: Eukaryota; Metazoa; Chordata; Lepidosauria; Squamata; Anolidae
Gene: dgkg
Product: diacylglycerol kinase gamma
Exons: 27
Coding region: 793-3522 (909 amino acids)
Biological process (GO): diacylglycerol metabolic process; intracellular signal transduction; lipid phosphorylation
Cellular component (GO): plasma membrane
Molecular function (GO): calcium ion binding; ATP-dependent diacylglycerol kinase activity
Source: RefSeq, a predicted model, not a curated record
CUUGCUUUGAGAAGGCAGAGCCAACACGAGGUGCCCAGGUAUAGCAGGAAGAUGUGAGCCCAUUUGGGGGGCCAGAAGCCAAUCCUGCAGCUGGGGCGGAAGGGAGCCACCUUAAAAGUGUCAGGCGGAGCUGGGAAGCGUUGCGACCGAGGAAGAAGACCGAGGCAGCUGCCAGCAAAGACAAGCUCUAUCUGCCACAGCGCAGCAAGAAGCGUCAAAGGAGGAGGAAGGAGGGAGGGAGGGAGGAAAGAGGAGGGAGGGAGAGAGAGAGAGAGACUUCUCCAGAGCAGCCUCCUCUUCCCCUUCUUCCCCCUCCCGGCUCCUGCUGCCUGCGUUUCCUGACACCCAAGGAGCCAGCCACCCAGCCAGCCUCCGCUCGCGACUCCAGGAUUAUUCCCCGGGCCAAGGCUCCAGAUGGCGGGCUGGGGCAGGCUGAGCCAUCUGCUUUGUCUCUUGCCUCGCCUCCCCAAGUGAAGCAGAAGGAAAGGGGAAGAACCCGCAAGUCUCUCCGUCAACUUGAACCGGUUUGAAGACUCUGGUAUUCUUUAUGACAUCUCUUCUGAUGGCCCACCUGAGCACAGUGCUUGUAAGGACAGCUAUGAAGAGGCCAGAUAAACAAUCUCCCAUGUGGAUCAGCAUUUGAUUUCUGCUAUUCACACUAAAGAUUAACAGCAGUGACACAGAUACAGUUCCCAUGCAAACUGGAGCAAUGACCCAGAAGAAUUCCUAGUGCAGUUUCUCCAAGAGCAUUUAUGAGAGGUGAGCAUCGCCUCCUCUGAGCCGGCCUGAAAAAUGGGUGAUGGCACAUGGAUCACGCUUAGUCCAGCGGAAUUUGCUCAGCUCCAACAGUAUACGGAGUAUUCCACGAAGAAGUUGAAAGAUGUUCUGGAAGAGUUCCAUGGGGACGGUGUCCUCUCGAAAUAUAACCCAGAACAGAAACAAGACACUCUGAACCAACCUAUUGACUAUGAAGGAUUCCAGCUUUUCAUGAGAACAUAUCUGGAGGUCGAUAUUCCUGAAGAGCUCUGCCAACACCUCUUCAUGUCCUUCAAACGAAAACUUUGCCAAUAUUCCCCAGAGAGCCAGCGGCAAAGUUCCAGCAUUACGCAGCUCAGCAAUCUUGAGUCCAAGACUAUUGAUACAGGCAUCUCCAUCCAGACUGAAGUUGCUUGUGCUCCUGUUACAGGGAUCAAUGGGAAAACUCUCAACACCAUGGGAAGGCACACGCCUGAAUCCAAGAGCUCCCAAGCAAACCUGGCAGAGCAGCAAACAGCCUCCUUAUGUCCCACUCCAACCAAUACCAAUGCCCUUGGGAAUGCCUCACCAAGCUGGUCCAGGUCAUCAUCACAGAAAUCCACUGCCGGUACCCCCUCUGCUCACAAUUCCUCAGGGUCCUCCAAGAUGUCCUCAGGUUCUCUGCUAAGCCCACAAUCCCCAGGCUCCAAAAGCUUGGAGAAGAAGUUGCCAUUCAACCUCCGAAAGAGCCACAUCUCCCUGAAAACAGCCAGUCCACAACCGCCAGCCCCAUCAUUGGCUCAGGUAGUCUACCUGAAGGACAUUGUCUGCUCCCUGUCACUGCUGGAAAGGGGACGGGCUGAGGAUAAGCUGGAGUUUAUGUUUCGGCUGUAUGACACAGAUGGCAAUGGCCUCCUGGAUAGCUCGGAGCUGGAUCGAAUUAUCAAUCAGAUGGUUCACGUUGCAGAAUACUUGGAGUGGGACUCCACUGAACUAAAACCGAUCUUGAAAGAGAUGAUGGAAGAAAUAGACUAUGAUCAUGAUGGAACUGUGACGCUAGAAGAGUGGAUUCGGGGUGGUAUGACCACCAUCCCCUUGCUGGUUUUGUUGGGCAUGGAAACAAAUGUAAAGGAUGAUGGGCAACAUGCCUGGAGGUUGAAGCACUUCAAGAAGCCUGCGUACUGCAACUUCUGUCGCACAAUGCUGUUGGGCGUCCGGAAACAAGGCUUAUGCUGCUCCUUUUGUAAAUAUACAGUCCAUGAAAGAUGUGUCUCUAAAGAAAUUCCCCCCUGCAUCAGCACUUAUGUGAAAUCCAAGAGAAAUACAAAUGUUAUGCAGCACACAUGGAUUGAAGGGAAUUCCCUAGCCAAGUGCGAUCGAUGUCAUAAAAGCAUCAAAUGCUAUCAGGGCAUUACCGGACUACAUUGCGUAUGGUGCCAAAUCACACUUCACAACAAAUGUGCCUCCCUUGUGAAGCCUGACUGUGAUGGUGGACAGUUGAAGGACCACAUCUUAUUGCCUUCCAACAUUUGCCCAGUGGUUUUGGAUAGGCAAUCCCACCCAAGAAGAUCAGAGAGUGAAUCACCCUCCAGCACUACUCCAGAUGACACAAACAUGACCUUCAGGUACAACACCACCACAGUGGAUGGACACGGAUUGCAGAUCACCCCUAACCCUGGAACACAUCCACUGUUGGUGUUUGUGAACCCCAAGAGCGGAGGGAGGCAAGGAGAAAGGGUCCAUCGGAAGUUCCAUUAUCUACUCAACCCCAGACAAGUUUACAAUCUGGACCGAGGGGGACCUAUUCCUGGGUUAAACUUUUUUCGUGAUGCCCCAGACUUCCGUAUCCUGGCUUGUGGAGGGGAUGGAACUGUUGGGUGGAUCCUGGACUGCAUAGAUAAGCUAAACUUAGCCAAGCACCCUCCUGUAGCUAUCCUGCCCCUGGGGACAGGCAAUGACCUUGCCCGCUGUCUACGAUGGGGAGGAGGUUAUGAAGGAGGCAACUUAAUGAAAGUUCUGAAGGACAUUGAACAUAGCACCGAAGUCAUGCUAGACCGAUGGCAAAUUGAUGUCAUUCCCAAUGACAAGGAGGAAAAUGGGGACCCUGUCCCAUUAAGCAUAAUCAACAACUAUUUUUCCAUAGGAGUGGAUGCAUCUAUUGCACACAGAUUCCACAUGAUGAGGGAAAAACAUCCAGAAAAAUUCAACAGCAGAAUGAAGAAUAAGCUGUGGUAUUUUGAAUUUGGCACAACAGAAACCUUUUCAGCCACCUGCAAGAAGCUCCAUGAUUAUGUAGAAAUCGAGUGUGAUGGAACAGUUCUGGAUCUGAGUAGCACUUCUUUGGAAGGCAUUGCUGUGCUCAACAUCCCCAGUAUGUACGGAGGUUCCAAUCUCUGGGGAGAAACCAAGAAGCAACGUAGCCUUAACCGGAUGAGCAAGAAAGUGCCAGAGAAAUUACAGUCUUCAGUGGUUAUAGAUGCCAAGGAGCUCAAAUUCUGUGUUCAAGAUCUCAGUGAUCAACUCCUAGAAGUUGUGGGCCUUGAAGGAGCUAUGGAGAUGGGGCAAAUCUAUACUGGGUUGAAGAGUGCUGGGAAGAGGUUGGCUCAGUGUUCGUCUGUCACCAUCAGGACAUCCAAGCUUCUGCCCAUGCAGGUGGAUGGUGAGCCCUGGAUGCAGCCUCCUUGCACAAUUAAAAUUACCCACAAAAGCCAAGUGCCAGUGUUGUUGGGACCUCCCCAAAAAAGCAGCUUCUUCUUCUUGAGGAGGAGAAACCGAACUCGAGACUAAUCUGCGACCUGCAAAGAACAAUCUUCAGAUGCAGCAAUUUCUCCAUUCCAGCAGCAGCCCUGCAAGGAAACCUUAUGGAAAAGAAAAGAAAACCUUCAUCCCUUCAGAUUUCCUGGCUUCUGAAGCUGCUUUGGAAACAUCAGUCUGGUGGGGGCCGUGUUGUGAACUCUUAGUGGAAAAUAACAGGGUUGGCCUUCGGGAGCUGAACUGAAAUAGCGGUGUGGGUUUGUAUAUACAUGCACACAUAGCCACAUUCUCUAAAUAUCACUGGCAGGGAUAACACUAACACUGAUGGUUUGUGAGGAUUUUUCUCCUUCCACAGUGCCACCCCAUCCAAGGCGGGGAAACUCUCUCAAUUGCUCUGCAUGGCCUGUGGUAAAAGCCAGGACUCUUCUGGGGAAAACUGUUUUGGGCAGCCAUGAUUUACACCCAGCCCGGUCCAGAAAGCAAACAGACAAACCUGGAAACGGCAUGUCUGACGUAGCCCUGCAGGUGGGAUGGGGAGAGCUUUUCCAUUUUAUCCAGACUCUUUAGAACCCCGGAAGUUCCUGUCAAAACAUCAAACUUGGCGAGAAUGCAAGCUUUGCUUAUUUAUUUAUUAUUAUUAUUCCUUCUUUUCAAAAAGUAUGUCAGAAGACAUUUGGCAUCUCACUGGACUGCUUUCAUAGUUGCCAAACUUGACACGUUAUUAGAAUGUUAUUUAUUUUUCUUAGCUUAGAAAACAUGGGGGGGGGGCAGAAAAGGGAAAAGGGGAACAAAUUAUCCAUCACAUGCAGAGCCUAGUUAUUACACAGCCCAGUUCUUACAAGAACAAUAUCCUUUGCUAAUUUUGGUUGUAAUUUAAAACAAAACUGAAAAGCAGAAGUUAGUUAGGCAUUCCAUUUUAAAAGUCCAAAAAUGCAGAAAGCCCUUAUUGCCAAGAAAAAAACAAGUCCACAAUAAAAAGGCUGAAACUUUUUUUUUUUUUUUUGCUUUUUUAAAAAUAGAAAGCAAACUCAGGGUCUUUUAACCAACUGUAGUUUGGCAUGAUGGCAGCCUCAACAAAUCUAAAGAUACUUUAAAAUAUGUAGGUUUUUGGUGUCGUAUUGGUGAGUUUCUGGGAAAGAAAUAAGCUAUUACAGUGGGCACAAAUAUAGUGCCAGUUUUGGGCACAUAGAGAAAAUAUAAUUGCAGAUAGCCAGAGAAGUUGCAGCAUAGUAUAGUCCUGUUGAUAUUUUUGUACUCUCUUUCCAUUUGGGUAGGGAUUUUUUCCCUUUUUCUUUAAUUCAAACACAUUCAACAUGUAUGAAACUUUUUCCCCCUGACAGCUUCAAUUAAGAGUGAGUUCCUCCUCCAAUCUCUCUGUCUCUCAUGAUGGGACUGGUUGUAUCCACUGGCAAAUUGUGUCAAAUGUUGGGUGUGUUACAAUUCCCUGAAUAUGCAGCUAAGGUUUAAUCAAAACCAAAUACAAAUUCUAUGGUAGGCAUUUGAAUGCUGUUAAGAAGCCAAACUAAAGUGGCGGAAAAAAUAAUUGCACCAUUUAAUGAUCAGCAAAUGACCAACAAAAUUUUGAAUAGGUAAAUUAAAACAAACUACCAAAAGCAUGAGAUGUUUCAGCACUACAUGACUCCAGUAAUGGAUAUCAUCAGAACAUCUUUGUUUUGGAUAUGCGUCUUUGUUUUAAAUUAUCCAUUCAUUCUUUUUGUUGUACAUCUGCUGGACAUUACAUUGCAUGGUUGUUUAGAAGAUUAUAAAUAUGUGAAUUGCAUCACCAAUACCUUGGUUUCCUUGAGAAAUAAACUUUAAAAUUGCAAUUCAA